GUAUGAAUCAUCCUUCCCAAGAUGGCGUUACACCUGUUUCUCCGGCGCUGAUCCUUGUUGUUGUCUGCGCAACACAAGAAAAACAAAGCAUCUGGAGCACACUGUGAAUAAACUGGCGACGUAGGUAAACAUCUGGACUGAACUCCGUCGUCCACGAUGUCCACAGAGGAGCUGUCAGCCUCGGACAGCGAGGCUGUGUUCGCCGGCGCGGGGGAGCGAUGGGCACCGGUCGGCGCUGUGGCAAGUCCCGAGGAUGAGAGCCGGAGCGCCGGGCAGCCGAGGCAGAUGGGCUCGUCCUCGGCCACCGAGGAGGAAAUGGCCGUCAGGCUGGAGAAGCUGAAGGAGGAGCAGGACCUGCUGAACUCCUCUCUCCUCGCCCUCACCUCGCACUUCGCUCAGGUGCAGUUCCGACUGAAGCAGAUAGUUCACGCCCAGAGCGAGGAGAAGGAGAGGAUGCUGGCCGAGCUGGAGGAGUUCGCCUUCAGGGGCUGCCCGCAUGUGGUGGGCUGCAGGGCUCAGGACGCCAAACAGCUGGAGAACUCGAGUGAGAGGGAGAAGAGGGAGCGCCUGGAGGCUCAGAGGGAGAAACAGAAGGAUCUCAUUUUCCAACUGAAGACACAGCUGGAUGAUCUGGAGCGCUUCGCCUAUCAGGAGGGCAGCUACGACUCGCUGCCGCAGUCUGUCGUCAUGGAGAGGCAGAAGGUCAUCAUUGACGAGUUGAUCAAAAAGUUGGAUGUGAACCUGAACGAGGACAUCGGGAACGCGUCACCCGAGGAGCUGAGACAAAGAGUGGACGCUGCCAUUGCUCAGAUAGUGAACCCAGCCAGGGUCAAAGAGCAGCUCGUGGAUCAGCUCAAAACCCAGAUCAGAGACCUGGAGAUGUUCAUCAACUUCAUCCAGGAUGAGGUAGGGAACCCUCUCUUAGGAGAUGGUGAACACAGCCAGCAGCCACAAGCAGCAGGCACCAAUGCCAGAACUCCAGGAGUGAAGAAGAAAGUGGACCCAGAGCAGGCCCAGAAGAUGCGAGAGACCGGCCUGCAGCUGAUCCAGAAGGCCCUCGCCGUGCUGCAGAUCUUCGCCGCAAGCCAGUUCGGCUGCGCACCCGGACACAUUCCUCAGAACAUAUGGCCCCAGGAGUCGACAGGGCAGGACUACGGGCCCCUGCUGCAGCGUCUGGAGGCAGCUGUCGAUAAGGUGCGAGUGCUGGGCUCUUGCAGACAGCCCUCCCUCGACCAUGUCGUCAACUACACCAGCAACACGGCGCUGGGACCCCGAGACGAGCUGACGGCGACUGUGAGGAAGGAGCUGGCAUUUGCUCUAAAAGACCUGUUGGCUCACGGCCUCUUCUCCCCCUCCCAGACCAUGAGCCUGGUGCUGGCACCCAUCUCCUGCCUGCUGCCUUACAGACCAGCCCCACAGACCAUGCACCCAUGGGAACUCUUUGUUAAAUACUACCACUCCAAAAACGGGAAGGCCUUUGUGGAGUCACCGGCCCGCCAGCUUUCACAGUCCUUCAGCCUGCCUGUAGGGGGCGGCCCGGUGACCGUCACCCCUAAACAGUCCCUGUUGUGGGCCAUUCACACUGUGCUGAAGGAGCACGGACGCUACAAACGGGGACCAGACACAGAGUUCAAAGCGCUGGUGUGCAUGGCUCUGAACGAGCAGCGGCUGGUGUCGUGGCUCAACCUGCUGUGUAAGUCCGGGACUCUGAUACACCCGCACUACCAGUGCUGGAGCUACAUGGCCCAGACGGGCUUUGAAGGAGCGCUGCGGAUCCUGGGACGCAUCAGCCACCUCAAAUUCAACCUCCCGGUGGACCUGGCUGUUCGGCAGCUGAAGAACAUUAAGGAUGCUUUCUGAGGAGGGACCAAAAAGGCAAAUCCACGAAAAGUGAAGAAACACCAGUCAGAGAAAUCAAGUAUUUUAUCAGCUAAUCUACACUGCUCUUACCUGGCAUUCAGGGCCAAAAGCAUGACUUUGUGCUUCAAGUAUUUAACCUUAUUAAAGGUUAUUUAAGUAGCCACCCAUCUAAAGUAAAGUGCAAGUGUGUGACGUCUGCAGUUCAUGCAUGGAUGAUUAUGUUGUGUGAGCUUCAGCUAUAAGCAUCCAUAAUCUGCAUGUCCCACUGUGUUUAAGAUGCCAAAAUGUCAACAUGACAAAUGCUACUUGUACUGUAAACAUGCCUUAGAAUGGAGAUUGAGAUUACCUCAUCUUUAGUGAAGCCUUCCUGACCUUUGCGACCUGUGCUCAUCAUCUCCCC
Molecule: messenger RNA, 2260 nt
Organism: Morone saxatilis (striped sea-bass)
Lineage: Eukaryota; Metazoa; Chordata; Actinopteri; Moronidae
Gene: rundc1
Product: RUN domain containing 1
Exons: 5
Coding region: 157-1860 (567 amino acids)
Source: RefSeq, a predicted model, not a curated record